This is a messenger RNA of Ustilago hordei, 1872 nucleotides long. RefSeq lists its product as uncharacterized. The record is from RefSeq and is a predicted model, not a curated record. Gene Ontology annotation, biological process: regulation of DNA-templated transcription. The transcript has a single exon. NCBI's taxonomy places the organism in Eukaryota, Fungi, Basidiomycota, Ustilaginomycetes, Ustilaginales, Ustilaginaceae. Gene Ontology annotation, molecular function: DNA-binding transcription factor activity. Bases 1 to 1872 code for a protein of 623 amino acids.
AUGGCAGCUACUCAGGUCGCUCGCAACUCGAGCUUCAAUGGCUUUGACGAUCUCGUCAACAAGGUGCCUUCCUCUCCCGCCCUUCAACCUCGUGCUCGCACCGCUUCUUCCGCUUCUCAGGCAUCUCUCACCAACGCUGCCGAGUCUUGCAUCAAGACCAACACAGCUUCUUCUUCCUCCUCGACUUUGGCCGCUUCUACCUUGAACAUGCGCAAGGUUGGUCUUGAUGAGAAUCAGCCUCCCCCACCUCCAGGCUCCUCGCCCGAGGUCUUCUUUCGCUACUACCUUGCCCUCGAGUUGCGCAAGGCUGGCACUCAGCCCAGCGAAGCCCUCCUGGACAGGUAUGUCCGCAAUCACUUUGACAGCCUCUUCAAGAACAAGGGCAAUGCUCAGCAGGCUUGUACAUCCGACACGAGCGCCUUAUCUCGGCCUCGAGCAUCUACUUCGCAGGUCACUGUCGCUGCCGUGGCACGUCCACCUCCUCCUCAGUCCAAAGCUGUUGCAGCUGCUCCCGCUAUCGUCUCUGUUGCCGCUCCCACUCCUCAGCAUGUAGCGUUUGCUCCCCUCCUGUCUGCCGCCGACAAGGCUGUCAGCCCACCCGAGCUCGACACUACCGCUGAGUCGCCUGCUCUCUCGUCUCGUAGCUACUCGCCUCUUGCCCCUCCUCCUCUCCUCAACAGCAUCGGUGAGGACGAGGCUCUUGUCGACUUUUCCACUGUCUUUGGCGAGCCUAGCUCUUGCCUUCUAGCUGAGCCAUCGCAACAUAUUGCUCUCGGAUCAUCUUCCACCGCCAUCAAGUUUGAGGAUGAUUCGGAUCAGAUGCUUGGCUUCUUCCGCACCUCGCCCUUCCGCACCUCGCCCUUCCGCACCUCGCCCUUCCGCACCUCGCCCUUCCGCACCUCGCCCUUCCGCACCUCGCCCUUCCGCACUACCGAGAUGGAAUCGGCCACCAUCGACCCUCACGUUGUCGAAAGCGGUGCAGUCAACCCCUUUUCCAUGGCUAUGCCUUGCAUCAGCCCUUCCAAUCUCACCACUGCCGAUCUCACCACUGCCAACACGAACACGAACAAGAGCUGCUACACUAUUGGCAACCUUACUGGACAGGUGGAGAUCAAGGAGGUUGCUACUCCCAUGUCCGAGGACGAUGAUGAGGAACAUGAGAGCGACGAACACGGCAGCGGUCGUUCAGGUGACAACUCUGCUUGGAAAGGGACGAAGAGCAAGCCUCUCAACACGAUCCCCAUGGCUGUUGGCGAUAUCAACUAUCUCAAACCCGACCCAGAAGAGUACAAGAAGCUCAGCAGCAGAGAGAAGCGUCAACUGCGCAACAAGAUUUCGGCUCGUAACUUCAGGACUCGUAGAAAGGAGUACAUCACUCAACUCGAGGAGCAGAUCUCUGACCGUGACACGAUCAUCGAAGGUCUCCGUCAGCAGAUCUCUGAGCUUUGCGUCGAGAACAAGAGUCUAAAAGAAGAAGUUAAGACGAUAAAAGGUAGGACGAUCUCGAGCACGGAUGUGGGUAAGAUUUUGGAGGCGUUGCAGAGCAUCACUGUUCCCACUUGGGCCGGUGGUGUUGGUGGCAACGGUGUGAGCUCUGGCCGUACAAGUCCUAGCCAGGAAAUGCCUUUGACUCCAGGUGCGUUGCUCAACUUUGGCAAUGAGGGUGGUGGAAGCAGACCAGCUACUCCUACAUUGAUGAUUCCUGGUUCGCCAAGGUCUCAAUCGCCUAGGCCUAGUUUGUUGAGGAGGAGUUCGCCAAGUUUGAUGCCUCAGGCGAAUACGAAGAAGGAUGUGGCACCGAGCAUGGCUAGUAGCUUCUGGGGUGGAGUUGGGGGUGCAAGUGCUAGUUCUACUUUUAUGCCUGUUUGUUGA